UGAAAUCGGAAAGGGAAAAAAAUUACGGAGGCAGCUGCAGCAAGCAAAGGGCAAGAAAACAAGAGAGACAGAGGGAGCACCUUGAGGAGCUCGUGUUUCUCCCUUUCGUAUUCAGAAACCCUAGUUUUCUCCGUCUUCAGCCCUACGUUACCUGCUUCUCAUCCUUCAUAUCCGCUUCAUCCAGCCUCGUUUUCCUUUUUCACUUCUCCAAGAAAACGGCCGCCAUUUCCUCCUCCGACCUGCAACCCCCUCCCCUUUAUUUCUCAAUUCUAGGUUCUCACUCUCCCCGCAAUGUAAGCUUGAACUUUUAAACCAUUAAUAGCAAUUGGAAAUUGGGUGGUGAAAAAUAAUAACAAUAAAUAAAAGCUAUGUACAGUCAUAGAGAUCGAGGAGGAGGGUCUUCGAAAUCGGAGCUUGUUGGAGGACCGUUUGAUCGGAAGCGAUUAAACGAUGUGCUCGACAAGCAUCUAGAGAAGUCGUCUCCAUCCACUUCGAGGGGCUUCAACAGAAAAGACAAAGAAAGAUCCUCUGUUCCUUCAACUUCCACUGGUAAAUCCCAGCUUGACCAUCGUGAUUCACGCUCUGCACCUCUCUCCAAAGCCAAAUGUGAUGAGGAGUCUGAAACAGACAGUGAAGAAUCAGAUGUUAGUGGUUCUGAUGGAGAUGACACAUCUUGGAUCUCAUGGUUUUGCAAUUUGCGCGGCAAUGAGUUUUUCUGUGAAGUUGAUGAUGACUACAUCCAAGAUGAUUUUAAUCUUUGCGGGUUGAGCAGUCAAGUUCCGUACUAUGGCUAUGCGCUCGAUUUAAUAUUGGAUGUUGAAUCUUCCCAUGGUGAUAUGUUCACUGAAGAUCAGAAUGAAUUGGUUGAAUCGGCAGCUGAGAUGUUGUAUGGUCUUAUACAUGUCCGUUACAUAUUAACUAGCAAGGGAAUGUCUGCUAUGUUGGAGAAAUACAAAAACUAUGAUUUUGGGAGAUGCCCAAGAGCUUUCUGCUGUGGACAACAUUGUCUUCCAGUUGGCCAGUCAGAUAUUCCUCGUUCAAGUACUGUGAAAGUCUACUGUCCAAAAUGUGAAGAUAUAUAUUAUCCUCGAUCCAAAUAUCAAGGCAAUAUUGAUGGAGCAUAUUUUGGAACAACAUUUCCACAUCUUUUUCUAAUGACAUAUGGACACCUAAUGCCACAAAAGCCAGCCCAAAACUACAUCCCAAGAGUUUUUGGCUUCAAGAUCCAUAAGCCCUGAUGUGAUACAGUAACCGCAAGCUGUAUGUAAGUUGAGCUGAGAUCUCCUAUAGUCGGAUGGACAGUAGCAGGCAAUUUUCACAUAGCCUGGUGAUUCUUUCACUGCCGUGGAUGCCCUAACAUGCAGGAAAUGAAGUGCAGAGAAAAAGAAUUGGUAGGAGGAUUUAAAUGGCAAUGAAACAUGGCUCUGUUAGUUGAGCACAAAUAUUUAUGUAUCUACCCUAGAAUUUAUUAAUGAAUUGAACAGAGCAUUUGUAAGCGUGUUUCUUUUAUCGUGGGUUGAGGAUUGUUCUGAAUGUAUUCCCUAAAGAUAACUAUAUCCAGUUGCAGGUGUAGUAGCCCCAUGUUUUUGAGCAACGUGUUUUCUUUCUUUA
Messenger RNA from Gossypium raimondii (Peruvian cotton), 1611 nucleotides. RefSeq names its product putative casein kinase II subunit beta-4. Gene Ontology annotation, molecular function: protein kinase regulator activity. The record is from RefSeq and is a predicted model, not a curated record. Lineage: Eukaryota; Viridiplantae; Streptophyta; Magnoliopsida; Malvales; Malvaceae. Bases 369 to 1238 code for a protein of 289 amino acids. Gene Ontology annotation, cellular component: cytoplasm; protein kinase CK2 complex. The transcript is spliced from 5 exons.